AUGGUGAAGCCUUCUCCUGAUCGUUCCGCUAUCGUUCGUCUGCACAAAGCCGGCCGCCCACCCGCCACGAUCGCUAAGCACCUCGGCAUCCACCGCAGCGUCGUGUAUCGCACACUCCAACGUUAUCGAGACCUAGGUGGACUCCAAGACCGCCGAAGAAGUGGAAGACCUCGUACUGCUCGCACGCCGAAGGUCGUCGAGGCCGUCAGAAAGCGGAUAGCAAGAAACGCGACUCGGAGCAUCUCGACGAUGGCUCGCGACAUGGGAAUCUCGCGGAAGUCAAUGGAAAGGGUCGUCCACGAAGACCUUAAGAUGUACCCCUACCAUACUCGGAAGGCUGCUAUCCUCAGCGCCUCGAAUCAGCAGGCGCGAGUCAAGAAGUGCCGACAGCUUUUGCUUCGGACGCGCAACAAGGGCCACCAUUCGAUCGUCUUUUCGGAUGAGAAGCUCUUCACCGUCGAGCAGCAGUUCAACGCUCAGAACGUCAGAGUGAUCGCAAGGAAUGCCGAGGAAGCCGACAAGAAGGGAAGAGUCGUUCACCGGGCCGCACACCCUGCCCAAGUCAUGGUUUGGGCAGGGGUGUGUGCCUCGGGGAAGACGCCGUUGAUAUUCGUCGACCCCGGCGUCAAAAUCAACAAAGAUUACUACCUGAAGACGAUUCUGGAAGAUGCUCUACUCCCGUGGGCGAAUUUCCACUUCAACGGCCGCCCGUGGACAUUCCAGCAAGAUUCGGCGCCCGCCCACAAGGCCAAGGUCGUCCAAGCGUGGUGCAAGAGCGAACUCCCCGACUUCAUCUCGGCAGAAAAGGGGGGUGGCGCAUCGUCACCGGAUUUGAACCCACUGGACUAUAACUUGUGGUCCUACCUUGAGAGCAAGGCCUGCGCCACACCCCACCCCAAUUUGGAUUCUCUGAAGGCAGCGCUCAUCCGAGAAUGGGACGAAAUCGACGACGCACUCCUGCGUCCGGUCAUCGACGCCUUUCCCAAGCGCUCCCGCUGUCAUCCGUGCCAAAGGUGGCCGAAUCGAGAAGUAACUUAUGAUUGUUAUUGUACCAGUUGUUACUUAAUAAAUGUUAUGUUCAUGACUCUUUUGCACUUUUCGCUUUCUGAGAUAUAA
This is a messenger RNA of Cooperia oncophora, 1116 nucleotides long. NCBI's taxonomy places the organism in Eukaryota, Metazoa, Nematoda, Chromadorea, Rhabditida, Trichostrongylidae. The record is from the annotation of a GenBank genome assembly.